Arachis duranensis is the source of this 746-nucleotide messenger RNA. Its product is annotated as protein Asterix. NCBI's taxonomy places the organism in Eukaryota, Viridiplantae, Streptophyta, Magnoliopsida, Fabales, Fabaceae. The coding region runs from base 60 to 368 and encodes 102 amino acids. The record is from RefSeq and is a predicted model, not a curated record. Gene Ontology annotation, biological process: protein insertion into ER membrane. The transcript has 2 exons. Gene Ontology annotation, molecular function: protein folding chaperone. Gene Ontology annotation, cellular component: endoplasmic reticulum membrane.
AGUCAUAAACAGAUUAAAGAAAGUCAGAACCAAUCAGAGCGAGAGAUCGGAGAUCAGAGAUGUCGUCGUCUCACGGGAACGAUCCGCGUAUGCCAGCGGCGGCUCGGCCAUAUGUGGCGCCGGCGGUGGCGCCGCAAGACCUUCCGAUAGACUAUGCCGGCUUCAUCGCCGUCAUAUUCGGCGUCGCCGGCGUCAUGUUCAGGUACAAGCUAGGCUCAUGGCUCGCUCUCAUAUUCUGCGCCCAAUCCGUCGUCAACAUGAGGAACGUCGAGAACGAUCUCAAGCAAGUCAUGAUGGCUAUGAUGUUUUCGUUAAUGGGAUUGUUAACAAAUUAUUUUGGACCUCCCAGACCCAGCAAGCAAAGUUGAGAUCGCAAGUUUGAGGUAGAAAUGAUCCUUUCCUCAGGUGUUGUCAGGUAUUAACCAACAAACAUCGAAGAAGUUUAGUCAUUUCCCGUUUCCGGUAGCUUUUCAAUUUGCUAUAUUGAAUAUGCUUGAGAAGACUCAAGACUAGUGUAUUUCUAAAUUUUGGUGUUUUUAGCAUUGAGCAGUAAAAUAUAUAUUAGAGCAUUUUCAAUAGUUUGUUUUUAGAAUAUUAGUUUUGAUACUUUCAAAAAGUGAAUUGACUUAGAAUUAAAAUCUGCAUUGGAGUUGAUUAAUUGGAGUUGAUUGAUGAAAUGAAACUAGUAUCACUUUAGAGAUAAAGUAUCACCUUAAUAGAGAACUAAUAAAAUUUUGUUAUUCGUA